Pristis pectinata (smalltooth sawfish) is the source of this 2891-nucleotide messenger RNA. RefSeq names its product pleckstrin homology domain containing, family G (with RhoGef domain) member 7 (gene plekhg7). Bases 584 to 2815 code for a protein of 743 amino acids. Gene Ontology annotation, molecular function: guanyl-nucleotide exchange factor activity. NCBI's taxonomy places the organism in Eukaryota, Metazoa, Chordata, Chondrichthyes, Rhinopristiformes, Pristidae. Gene Ontology annotation, biological process: Rho protein signal transduction. The record is from RefSeq and is a predicted model, not a curated record. The transcript has 19 exons.
UAGUGAUAGGAGUUGCCACAAUCGGGAAGUCCUGAUCAGUAUAAAGGUCUUGUUGCUGUUUACUUGCUGUGUUGGUCGCAGAGCGUUGCCUAGUGAGCUCGCAGCAGACUCAACCUCUUGUCAUUGCCCCUUUUGCCCUGUUCCCUGGCCUAUUCUCCGCCCUCGAUCUCCCCGGCUCCGCACCACGAUUUAGACUUGGACUCCCCACCGCUUCCCCGCUCAUCCGAGAUUCACUUUUCCAAUCUGGAGCUGGAGUCAGGAGCAGCAGUCGGAUUAUCCCCGCAGCACAGUGCGGGCUGAGGUGAAGAAGAAACCAGAAUAUAUUGAAAGUCAGCGUAGCUUGCAACAUUGAGGAAACCUGCUGAUGGUGCUUCCAUAUGUCUGCGGUCCUAGUUCAAGGAGUUCCAGCAGCCCCGGUUCGAUCCUGACCUGCGGUGGAGUUUCACGUUCUUCCUGUGACUGUGCGGGCCUCCUCUGGAUCCUCCGGUUUCUUCCCGCAUCUCAAAGACGUGCCGAUUGGUUGGUUAAUUCGCCACUGUGAAUUACCACUAGUGUGCUGGUGUGGCUUUGCACGUAAUGAAUCAUGGAAAUCAGUGUGCCAAAUCUGCCUUGUGGGACCUAUCUGGAAACAUGGGAACAAGGAUGUGAAGUGAUGAAUUUAGGUGGCAAUGAAAAUCCCUUUGAAGGAAAGGAUGGUCUGAAAGACAAUCAGGUUGCUUGGAAGCACAAUGCUGAGGUACAGAAAAGUCCAAUUCAAACAGAAAACCAGGAAAGUCAGCACAAUGAGAAAAUGGUGAACUCUCAGUCAUUACCCAUCUUUAAGUAUUCUUUCAGCCCAGAUCAGGAGGUUUCCCAAAGUCCUUGCUUUCAGUUUGACAGGUUGGCUCCUGCCAGGGUCUCCUUGUCUCCGUCUCUUCGGAAAAUGAGAAGAAAGAUGCUGAUGCAUCAGCCGUUGCAGGAAUUCUGGGAGGCAGGGAGGUCACUCAAAGACAUUGUAGAUCCGCCACUGUCUGAUAGCUCACGGAGUCCAAGUCCUGCUGCUCAGUCCUCAAAUGCCCAGAUAUCAUCGUGCAAGGAGACUCUCGGACUGCCGCAACAACCCCAAGACCGUGUGCAAAGUGUCAAAGGCCUUUUAACUGCAAACCAGCAAAACAUUGACUGUGUGCUGAGCACCCCUCAGACUGCCAUGAGCGUUCCUCUGUGGGUACGACGAAGAGGUGACUGCCAGUUGGCUAUGCUGGAUGAUCUUCAGCAGACAACCCAGGACUCAAAGCCUGAAAGGUACUGGUCCAGUCGUCGAGGCAGCUCGGUGGUUGUUAGUUUACCUGAACUUGAGCUAUUUCCAGGGGAUUUAUUAAUCUCUAAUGACGCAGACCAUCUUUAUCGUACAGCAUCAACACCCACUCUCAGUAUAGAAUCAAAGAAGUUGAAAUGGCCCUUCACAAAACGAGGAAUGAGUAAAGUGAAGCAAAAGCCAAUAUCUGAUCUAGAAAACCUUCUGGCAACAUUGGAGAUCACAGACCGUGUGGAUCAUGGCUUACAACAGUUCAAGGAUGAGCGCUGGCCACACAUACUGAAGAAUCAGAACUUUCACCCAGAGACCCAGCAGAAGGAUAAGAAGCUACAGGAGGCCAUGUGGGAGAUCUUCACCACAGAAUGUACCUACUUCAGGGAUCAGUUGCUGGUGAUGGAGGAGGUUUUCCUGAACACUUUGAAAUAUCUGCAGACCAGAGGGUGGCUUCUGGAUGUUGACCGUUGGAGACUGUUUGCAAACCUCAAUGAAUUGUCCAAGGUGAGUUUGGACUUCUUGACCAGUCUUCUGGGUGCAAUUCAGAGCUCUUGGGAUCUAUCAUCUCUCAUUGCAGUGUUGUCAAAGUUUCAGGACUGUCUGUGCUGCAGUCACCAGAAGUAUUGCCUGAACUAUUCUUCGGCUAACCUCUACCUCAAUAAUCUGAAGAAAAGGGAGGACUUCGGAAUCUUUCUUAAAUGGUGCGAACAGAACGAGCAAUGCAAGCGCCUGCACCUCUCUGACCUGCUGGUGUCGCCGCUGCAGAGGCUGACGAGGUACCCCCUGCUCCUGAGGAGCGUUUGGAACAGAAGCACUGAUGCAGCAGCAAAGCAGGAGGUGGAAGCCAUCAUCAGACGGGUGGACAAUUCUAUCUGUGAUCUUGAGGGGAAAGUGAAAUGGCUGGAAAGGAUUCAGAAAUUUCAACAGCUCCAAGAGAUUAUUGUUUGGCCUCCAGUCUGGGAAAGAAACAAGAAAGCCUUUGUACCUGAGAGUCUUCGCUAUCUGUUCAAAGACAACAGUUUAGAAUGUCUUCUCUCACCUGCAAACAGACAGCUUUUAUACGAAGGAAGAUUAACCCUUGCAGGAGCUACAAAAUUCCUGGAUGUACAUUUGUUUCUUUUUGAUGAUUUACUCUUAAUCACAAAGAUUAAAAAUGCAAAGAAGCAGAGAGCCGCAGCCCUAGACACUGGGUUCAGAAGCUCCUCAGCCAGUCCUGAACUGCAAGCCAUGGUGAGGGAUGGAGCUGUGUGCUGUAUACUUGAACAACCCAUUCCACUGGACAGAUUAAUGCUGAAGAACAUCGAUCCAUUCCACUCAGCUGGGUGUGGACUGCGUGACACUUUUCUAAUGAUACAUCAGAACAGAUAUCAGCAGUGCAUAGGAAUCUUCACACUUCAAGCACACUCUGACUCUGUUAAGAAAACAUGGAUGUCACAUAUCGAGGCAGCAUCAAUCGCAUACAGGGACAUUAUCGACCCUCCUCGGCCCCCACUGAGAUCAGCUGUGAACGAAUCGUCAGAAAUUUAACUCCUGCUAAAACUAGGCCAGCCACAAACUCUACCCACUUUCCCAGGUCUGUUCAGUGCAUUUUGGGGAAAAAAAA